UUACAGUGGCGGGAGUUGGAGGCAAUAACGAAUCGUGUUCUGAAGAGCGCAAGCUACGCUUUCUGCCGAACCUGGGGGCAUUUCCACGGCUCUUCCCUCAGUUGAGUCUUCUCUUCCGGCCCAGAUGCUCUUCAAUUCGGUGCUCCGCCAGCCCCAGUUUGGCGUCCCGAAAAAUGGAUGGUCUUCACAAUACCCUCUACAAUCCCUUCUAACUGGUUAUCAGUGCAACAAUAAUGAUGAGCACACUUCUUAUGGAGAAACGGGGGUCCCAGUUCCUCCUUUUGGAUGCACCUUCUCUUCUGCUCCCAAUAUGGAGCAUAUACUAGCAGUUGCCAAUGAAGAAGGCUUCGUUAGAUUAUAUAACACAGAAUCACAAACCAGUAGAAAGAAGUGUAUCAAAGAAUGGAUGGCUCACUGGAAUGCUGUCUUUGACCUGGCCUGGGUCCCUGGUGAACUUAAACUUGUUACUGCAGCAGGUGAUCAGUCAGCCAAAUUUUGGGAUGUAAAAGCUGGCGAGCUCAUUGGAACGUGCAAAGGUCAUCAGUGCAGCCUCAAGUCAGUUGCUUUUUCUAAGUUUGAGAAAGCUGUCUUCUGUACAGGGGGAAGAGACGGCAACAUUAUGGUCUGGGACACCAGGUGCAACAAAAAAGAUGGAUUUUAUAGGCAGGUGAAUCAAAUCAGUGGAGCUCACAAUACCUUAGACAAGCAAACCCCUUCAAAACCCAAGAAGAAACAGAAUUCAAAAGGACUUGCUCCUUCUGUGGAUUUCCAGCAGAGUGUGACUGUGGUCCUCUUUCAAGAUGAGAAUACGUUAGUCUCAGCAGGAGCUGUGGAUGGGAUAAUCAAAAUAUGGGAUUUACGUAAGAAUUAUACUGCUUAUCGACAAGAACCCAUAGCAUCCAAGUCUUUCCUGUACCCAGGUAGCAGCACUCGAAAACUAGGAUACUCAAGUCUGAUUUUGGAUUCCACUGGCUCUACUCUAUUUGCUAACUGCACAGAUGAUAACAUCUACAUGUUCAAUAUGACUGGAUUAAAGACUUCUCCAGUGGCUGUCUUCAAUGGACAUCAGAACUCUACCUUUUAUGUUAAAUCCAGUCUUAGUCCAGAUGACCAGUUUUUAGUCAGUGGCUCAAGUGAUGAAGCUGCCUACAUCUGGAAGGUCUCCACACCUUGGCAUCCUCCUACUGUGCUCCUGGGUCAUUCUCAAGAGGUCACGUCUGUGUGCUGGUGUCCAUCAGACUUCACAAAGAUUGCUACCUGCUCUGAUGACAAUACACUGAAAAUCUGGCGCUUGAAUAGAGGCUUAGAGGAGAAAUCCGGAGGAGAUAAACUCUCCAUAGUGGGUUGGGCCUCUCAGAAGAAAAAAGAGGCAAGAGCUGACCUAGUAACAGUGACAAGUAGCCAGAGUACUCCUGCCAAAGCCCCCAGAGUAAAGAGCAGUCCGUCCAUUUCCUCCCCAUCAUCAGCAGCUUGUGCUCCAAGCUGUGCUGGAGAUCUCCCUCUUCCUUCAAAUACUCCCACGUUCUCCAUUAAAACCCCUCCUGCCAAGGCCCGGUCUCCCAUCAGCAGAAGAGGCUCCGUCUCCUCGGUCUCUCCCAAGCCGCCUUCAUCUUUCAAGAUGUCCAUUAGAAAUUGGAUGACCCGAACACCUUCUUCAUCACCACCCAUCACUCCACCUGCUUCUGAGACCAAGCUUAUGUCGCCAAGAAAAGCCCUCAUUCCAGUGAGCCUGAAAUCAUCCCAAGCAGUGGCUUGCUCUGAGUCUAGAAAUAGAGUAAAGAGGAGGCUAGACUCAAGUUGUCUGGAGAAUGUGAAACAAAAGUGUGUGAAGAGUUGUAACUGUGUGACUGAGCUUGAUGACCCAGUUGAAAAGCUUCAUUUGGAUCUGUGCUGCCUUGCUGGUAACCAAGAAGACCUUGGUAAGGACUCUCUCGGUCCAACCAAACCCAGCAAGAUUGAAGGAGCUAGUAUGAGUAUCUCAGAGCCUCCUUCUCCUGCCAGUCCUUAUGCUUCAGAAGGCUGUGGAACGUUACCUCUUCCUUUGGGAUCUUGUGGUGAAGGAUCUGAAGUGGUAGGCAAAGAGAAUAGCUCCCCAGAGAAUAAAAACUGGUUAUUGGCCAUGGCAGCCAAACGGAAGGCUGAGAAUUCAUCUCCACGAAGUCCAUCAUCCCAGACCCCCAAUUCUAGAAGACAGAGCGGAAAGACUUCUCCAGGCCCGGUCACCAUUACGCCCAGCUCCAUGAGGAAAAUCUGUACAUACUUCCAUAGAAAAUCUCAAGAUGACUACUGUAGUCCUGAACAGUCAACAGAAUUAUAGAUACUAAUCUGAGUGAGUUAACUGAACUUUGGCCCAUUUAAAACAAGAUAAAAAAUGCAGCAGAGUGACUUGGUAACUCUGGUCUUUAAGAAACCUACCGUUUUUUUCAUUUUUAGAGAAAAUUCUUUCUACUCUGAGAUUUACCUAGUCUGGUACUACUACCAUAGUGUAUGCACACUUUCCUUGGGAUGAAUGCUGUGUUUAAAUUUCAUAAAGUAAGUUUGCCACUCUGUAACAUUUUGAAUGAGUAGUCUUCACUUUUUAACUUAUGCAUCUUUGCUACAAUAAUGACAUCCCAGCUCAUAGAGGCAGAAAACAAGAUUCAGAUCUUAUUACUCUGAGACUCUGUGCACAGUGGAAAGGAUCUGCCUAGCCACCGCAGGAGGCCUGUCUGUGAAGGCCAACUGCUGACAAAGUCUUCUGCUGAAGACCCCUGGAUCUAUGCUGCCUCAAAUAUAAUUUCAUUUAAAAUAUAUAAUCUUUUCACUACACUUUUGUGAGUUUUUCUUAAGUAUGUGUAAAAAUGUGAUGUUCAGAUAAGUACAUUUAUGUUGAUUCAGUGUUAAAAUACAAUCUCUUAAGCUAAAAUCAUCUUUAUUUUAAAAGCAGUGAUUAAUGUCGACUCUUUGGAGAAACUAGGAGAACAACACUAGAAACCUUUGUCUUUUUUCCACCAAAUAUACCUCCCAUAUGAGAUUUAAGGUCCCCGUAUUUUUACCAAGCAAUCUUACCAUGUUACCAAUCCAACAUCACAUUCUAUAAGAAGUUAUAGUUUUUGCCAUUUAUUAGAGGAAGAAGAUUAUAAAAUCAAUAGUCAUACACUGAAGCUGGGGUUUGAAUUCAGUUCUCAGUUUUCUGGGGGCUGCAACUUUUUAAAAAAAAUAAGUCAUAUUUUAAGAAAAAGUAAUGAUUUUACUGGUAUUUUUAUAAAAGAAGAUAGCCUCAAACUGAAAAUCUAGAACCUAAGAAAUAAAUCUUGGCUUUAACUUGAUUUUUUGGAUUCUCUUCAUAUACAUGAAAAGCUAUGACCUUCUGGUAUAGCCCUGAGCCAAAAAGUCAUGGAAUUUUCUCUUAUUUAAUAUAGAGAGUGUAUAGACUGACUCUAAGUUAAUAAUAUGUAAAAUGUCUUGAACAUCUCUUCCCUUAAUCAACAGUUAUGUAUCAAUCAUCUUGAAAUGAACCAUUGUUUUAUGUUUUUCCCCUUUGUAAUCUAUAGAAACAAGUUCCAUUUGCUUUCUAUGUACCGUGUCCUUGAAAGAGAGUCCCCUUCCAAUCAUGAAACUUGAUUCAUUUUAUCCAUAUCCCUGAGGACUAUGUAGACUUUAUUCAUAUUUUCAUCAUGAUUUUAAAAUCUAUUCUUAAUGAUAACUCUUUAAUUCCUUUGAUUCUUAUAAUGUAAGUUUGUAACAACCAGAACUGUGUAGGUCAAUUAAACAUGGAUUCUCUAUGGUUUUAUCCAAGGAGAAAAAUAAAGGGAAGCUGUAGAGUUGCUGUUUUUGAAACAAAGCACACCAUAGCAUUAACUGAAUAUUUAGGAGCUCUUCUUAUUUUUCGUGUUUGAUUUUUGUGUAUUAGACUGUGGGGAGGUAUUAUUUAUGACCAAUACCUGCCAAUAAUGCUAUCUAUUGUUCUUGCUUUGAAAGCCAGUGGGAAAAAGAAUUCAUGAAAAAGAAAAGGAUAACUAAAGUAGAUGGUUUUGUUCUUUGUAUCCCUGCACAUCUCCUGACAGCUUUCCUGAAGGAAAUUGGGGUAAAUGUGGCUGUCAGAAACUGUGCUGAGAGUCUACUGGGUGUAAUAGGUCCCACUUGGAAAAUAGAACUUCAGAUGGGUGCCAAAGGUCAAAUGUAAUGAGAUAAUAAUUAUCCCUGCUGUGUCGGUGUCAGACUUUGAGCUGAUCCUGACUAAUAAAGCCUUUUACUUUA
Molecule: messenger RNA, 4239 nt
Organism: Equus quagga
Lineage: Eukaryota; Metazoa; Chordata; Mammalia; Perissodactyla; Equidae
Gene: DTL
Product: denticleless E3 ubiquitin protein ligase homolog
Exons: 15
Coding region: 125-2317 (730 amino acids)
Biological process (GO): proteasome-mediated ubiquitin-dependent protein catabolic process; mitotic G2 DNA damage checkpoint signaling
Cellular component (GO): nucleus
Molecular function (GO): protein binding; protein-macromolecule adaptor activity
Source: RefSeq, a predicted model, not a curated record